AGGACUUGCUGUUCGCGUGUAGGUGGUCGUGCAUUGCUUUGGAUUUUCCACAUUUGGAUUUUUUUAGGAAAGUGUUUGAGGAUAUUUUGUUUUGUUUGAUUCUUCACUACACCAGCCAUACAGCACAGAAGUAGGACUACAGAACUUCAAGAACAAAUCAAUCUCAUCAUCAUCAAGUAUCAAUAAGUUGUUCACAACGACAAGAAUGACACUGUUUUUGGGAUGUAUUCUCCUGACUGCUGGAGUGGUUACUGCUUACCGAAGUCCUCUCAACGACUUCCAGCGAUCUGAAGGCAGAGAACUCGUCCCGACCUCCUGGAACUCCAAUUUAGUGCAGAUGUUACCAAAUCUGAACCUGGAGGAGUGUGCGAGCCGCUGCUCACAAUCACUGGACUGCAGAGCUUUCAACUAUGAGACUCGUCCCACUGUCUCUUGUAAACAUUUGCCCUGGGUGGCUGAUAGGAGAAAUGCUGAAGUCAAGAGGAAUGUCAACUGUGACCUUUACGAGAAAAAGGUUUAUGUCCGACAGUGCAUUGUGGGUAAAGGAGAAGACUACAGAGGGAAGGUCUUCACCACAAAAAGUGGACUCAAUUGUCAGCAGUGGUGGUCAAAGUUUCCUCAUGAUCACUGGUGGACUCCCACAGCCUCCAAUGGUCUGGAGCUCAACUACUGCAGGAAUCCAGAUGGGGAUAAUAUCGGUCCAUGGUGCUACACCACCGACCCGGAGCGGCGCUACGAGUCCUGCAACAUCCCUCAGUGCAAAGAUGAGGUGUGCAUCACUUGUAACGGGGAGGAUUACCGGGGCCAGGUGGACCACACUGCGACUGGCAAAGAGUGUCAGAGAUGGGACCAGCAGCAUCCUCAUCAACACAUCUACCAACCUGAAAAGUAUCCUGAUAAGAGUUUAGACGAUAAUUACUGUCGUAACCCCGAUGCCUCUCCAGUCCCUUGGUGUUACACUACAGACCCUUUGGUAGAGAGGGAGAACUGCAACAUCAGCAAAUGCCCUGAGGUUCCAGUGGAGAAGCGUCAGCGGUCUAGUUUCACCACAAACUGCUUCCGCGGUCGAGGGGAGGAUUACAGAGGAAAGGUCAAUGAGACGCUGUCAGGCAUCCCCUGCCAGAGGUGGAAUGCCCAGUUUCCCCACGAACAUCCUUUCCACCCAAACAUUUAUGAGUGCAAAGGUUUGGAGGAGAAUUACUGCCGUAACCCGGAUGGAUCGGAGGCUCCGUGGUGCUUCACGUCUGCGCCUGAGAUGAGGACUGCUCUGUGCCUACAGAUCAAACGGUGUGAAGACGACAUAGAAGCUGAGGACUGCUAUCAAGAAAAUGGUAAAAACUACAGAGGUAUUGUCCGCAAAACUCGCAAAGGGGUCACCUGCCAGAGAUGGAACGUAAACACACCUCACAGAACCAAGAUAAACCCCCUGACACAUCCGGAAGCCAAUCUGACAGAGAACUAUUGUCGCAACCCAGAUGGGGACCAACAUGGACCCUGGUGCUACACAACGGACCCCAAAACCGAGUUUGACUACUGUGCCAUCAAGCAGUGCGCUGGAGAAAAAGUGUCCCUGACAGAACAAAUAGAAAAAGUGGAGUUCAGUGAAUGCGGACAGAGGGAUGACCGCCCCCAAAGGUUUUUGCGUAUCGUGAAUGGGAUACCUGGGAACUCCCCUUGGACCGUGAGCCUCAGAGACAGGAAAGGAAACCAUUUCUGUGGAGGAUCUCUGGUGUACUCUAGAUGGGUGAUCAGCACCAAGCAAUGUUUCUCAUCCUGCUAUGUUGACUUGCCCGGAUACUCCGCCAUGCUGGGAACGCUUUUCCGUGAUCCGCAGGAAGGCGAGCCUUCUGUCCAAGUCAUUCCUCUCACCAAGAUCGUCUGCGGACCCUCCGAGUCUCAGCUCGUCAUGCUCCAACUGGAAUUCCCUGCUCAGUUUAAUGAGCGUGUGUCUCAGAUCUGCCUGCCUCCCGAGCGAUACAUAGUCCCAGAGGGAACGGAGUGUGAGAUCGCAGGAUGGGGGGAGACAAAAGGAACCGGGGACGAGACUGUCCUCAACGUAGCCAAAGUACCAGUCAUCAGUAACAGGAUAUGCAACCAGUACUUCAGAGGUCGGGUUCGUGAAAACGAGAUGUGCACGAACUCGUUCCAGGGUGGAGUGGGUGCAUGUGAGAAGGACUAUGGCGGCCCUCUGGCGUGCAGGAACAGUGACUGCUGGGUACUUGAGGGCGUGAUCAUCCCCAUGAGACGCUGCGGACACCCGGGACAGCCCAACAUUUUUAUCCGUGUGUCUGUGUACGUGGACUGGAUCAAGAAGGUCAUGGAGAUGGCUUAGCGACGGAUCCCGGCGUUGACCAAGCUCAUGGAGAAAUACCUGCGAGGCGUCAACGAACUUUCUUCCCCGAAGUCUCUUAAACAGUCAAACAAGUGAAAUGUGUAAAAUUAUAAUUUUGUCAUUGAGUUACAGUGCUUUAAUAAUAUAUGUGUCCCAGUGUAAUCAAAUGUUUUGUUUUUACUUUAGAAGUAGCUUAAACUUUAAUACGAUUUGUUGCGACAAUGUUUAUGCUAAUUAUUUUACGCAUCUCCUUAUAGUACGUGUCCGAAAUGUACAGAACUUUUCGAUAUUUUAAGUCCUUCAGUAUUACAGCUUCUGUUGUAAUUUAUUUUCAUUCAUAAAAAUACCAACUUCUGCUUCUAACUGUAGCUCUGUUGAUCUUAUAAAUACUACCAACUUUUUUGCGAAUUUUCUGACAGUUUUGGCAUCAAAAGCAUUCAUUGUGGCCCACCAGUGACAAAAGGGGGGAGCGUGGCUUCGCAACUCAAAGUUCUGAACAUCCCUCUGCCAAAAACUGUUCUACCCUGCUCUUGCUGGCAUUGAGUAGAGCUCAAAAAUACUUUCUUUGCCCCCAGCCUCUACACGAAAUCCCUCCUCUGCCUGUCUUUUGAUGCCUGCCCCCACCACCGAAGACAUGCCUUUGUGCCUUAUGCAGAACUGUAUGCGCUGCACAUUCUUUCUAGUUCUAUAGGAGGAUUUUUGUAACCAGGUCCUGAUGAGCCCACGGAAUUCAGCUUAAAUAAACCUCAAGAUCAGAGUCCAACCAAA
Messenger RNA from Oryzias latipes (Japanese medaka), 3100 nucleotides. RefSeq names its product macrophage stimulating 1 (gene mst1). The record is from RefSeq and is a predicted model, not a curated record. Gene Ontology annotation, molecular function: serine-type endopeptidase activity; signaling receptor binding. Lineage: Eukaryota; Metazoa; Chordata; Actinopteri; Beloniformes; Adrianichthyidae. Gene Ontology annotation, biological process: proteolysis.